AUUAUUUUUGUUUACUUCCGGUUUCAUAACACGUGUUUUCGCAAACAGAAAAAUCUCUGCGAUGGAUCGAAGUAAUACUCACAAGAAGAAAACUAAACAUCGGAAUACACAAGAAAAUGAUUCGUUGAAUUAUUACAAAAGAAUUGAAGACAUACUGCGAUCAAGCGGUGACAAAGAUGGGAACUUGUUGAAUGAGGAUUUUCUAGACAAUGUUUUCUCCCAGUUGGCGGAAGAAGCUAAAGAUGUCUGCCAGAGUCCGGAAAUCAGUCCGAUAAUUGAAAAACUUGUAACAAAGGGCUCUGCAACACAUAUACAAUCCCUUGCCAACGUGUUCUCUAAAGACUGGUCCAAUAUUUGCCGACACAAGUGCUCUAGUCAUGUACUACAGAAACUUUUGAUGGUUAUACCGAAGUUUAUACAGGAAAAAGUGAUGAGUUUUGACUUUGAAAGUGACAUAACAGAAGGAGGAGCAGAAUCAGUGGAGGAUAGUUUAAUAAGAACAGUUCUACAGCUGGUAGAUUUUAUGAUUGAAAAUAUCGAGGAUUGUGUUAAUGAUGUAUAUCUAUCACACAUAUUCAGGACCAUUUUGCAGGUGAUAGGGGGAACUUGUGUUGGCGAAAAGGUGCUUAAAAGUCGCACAUCAAGGAAUUAUGGGAAGAAAUUCCGGGCUGAUGACCAAGAAGAUGAUGAGUUUGCAAAGCCAAUUACAUUUCCAAACUAUGAGGUACCUGUUAAUUUCCGUAAUUAUCUGAAAAGGUUUUACAAACAGAUCUUUGCAUUGGAAAAUUUUGGAGUAUACCUAACAAAUGCUAAUGGUAGUCCUGUGAUACAGACUUUACUGCUUGUACUUCAUAAAGUUGACCUUGACCUUUGUCAAAGGGUCAUACAUAAGGUCAUCAAAGCAACAAGAAUAGAGGAUACUGCUGAAAGUGUAAACAUACCUCCUGUAGCAUGUGAUAUGAUUGGCUCAUUUCUUGUUGAGUUAAUUGUCUCCCUUAGUUCAGAAAAAGUUUACAAAGAACUUUUCAAGAAGCUCUUCAAAGGGAAGUUACUCCAGUUUGCAACACACCCAUGUGCUAACUUUGUGCUGCAGAAAAUGGUCAAACACUGCCUGGAUAGAGAAAUGUUUCAAACUAUAUUGGAAGAGUUAACAGACAGUAUGGUGGAGGUUUUGAGAGCACAGUAUAAUGGUGUAGUGGUGGCUCUAGCAGCUACAUGUGAGAACUUGCAGUGUGGCCAGCAACAGUUUCUACAGAUGAUACUGAAAUGUUUUCAAUGUGAAGAAAAUGAAAGACAGGUGAAAUUAGUUCAAGUCAUUGCAACAUUAACAACUUAUGACGAUUUCAUGAAGAGCAGUGAGCCAGUAUUGAAGAAAGUGAAUUACCAUGGUUCCCAGUUACUACAACACAUGCUCCGAUUUUCUGAUACACAUCUUUUAGCAACCAGUCUUGUGAAUCUGGAACCAGAGGAGUUACUGACCUUGUCAUGUGAUCCAUGUGGAAGUCAUGUGCUGGAUGCUGGAUUUAAAAGUACUUCAGUUGAUCAGAAAACUAAAGAAGCUUUACUCAAUAAACUAAAGGAUCAUUAUGUAUCUUUGGCCUGUGACAAGAAUGGUAGCCGUGCCCUGGAAUCUAUUUGGAGAAAUACUUCUAUGAAACAGAAAGAAAUGAUUGCCACAUGCCUGUGUGUACAAGAAGACAGAAUACGUUCAGAUAGAAUAGGUUUCCAUAUACACCGGAACUUUGCUCUAUUUCAUUUCACAAAGAGACGCAAGGACUGGCAAUCUAUUCAACAAAACGAUCAAAGGAAACGUAAAAUGUUCCAAGAUGUUCUUCAUACAGAUGAAUCUUCGAAAAAGAAGAAAAAGGGCAUGUACCAGAAACGAAAGACUUGAAGAAGCGUGAUGUCUUAGUCAUAGAAUGUGGUCAUUUAUGAGUUAUUAUGUAUAACGUUUUAAAAAUACAAUUUUAAUAA
Molecule: messenger RNA, 1974 nt
Organism: Ruditapes philippinarum (Manila clam)
Lineage: Eukaryota; Metazoa; Mollusca; Bivalvia; Venerida; Veneridae
Product: nucleolar protein 9-like
Exons: 10
Coding region: 62-1894 (610 amino acids)
Biological process (GO): endonucleolytic cleavage to generate mature 5'-end of SSU-rRNA from (SSU-rRNA, 5.8S rRNA, LSU-rRNA); ribosomal small subunit export from nucleus; endonucleolytic cleavage in ITS1 to separate SSU-rRNA from 5.8S rRNA and LSU-rRNA from tricistronic rRNA transcript (SSU-rRNA, 5.8S rRNA, LSU-rRNA)
Cellular component (GO): preribosome, small subunit precursor; nucleolus; 90S preribosome
Molecular function (GO): RNA binding
Source: RefSeq, a predicted model, not a curated record